This is a messenger RNA of Vombatus ursinus (common wombat), 1907 nucleotides long. RefSeq names its product CD164 molecule like 2 (gene CD164L2). The coding region runs from base 56 to 607 and encodes 183 amino acids. The record is from RefSeq and is a predicted model, not a curated record. Gene Ontology annotation, cellular component: cytoplasmic vesicle. The transcript is spliced from 5 exons. Lineage: Eukaryota; Metazoa; Chordata; Mammalia; Diprotodontia; Vombatidae.
GCUCCGCCAUCCCUUCCGUGCCCAGCGUCAGGAGCAGCCUCCUCCUCCUGAGUCCAUGGCCGUGUUGGGGCCCCGAGCCCUCCGGGCUGCACUCUGCAGCGGCUGCUGCCUCCUGCUCUGUGCCCAGCUUGCAGCAGCCGGUAAAGGAGGCAGAGCCUUGGGCAGGGGAGCCCUGCUCGGUCUUAACAUCUGGGGCCCUGCUGCUGUUGCCGAAUGCAAACAGCUGCAAUCCUGCAAGCACUGCGUGGAGGGGGAACCUGCUCGAAACCUCUCAGGCUGUGUGUGGGAACACUGUAGGGGUGAGGAGCCAGGACAUGGGCACUGUGUAGCUCGGGAAGAAGAAGCCAAGGAAGGCUGCUCUAUCUAUAACCACACAGCUCUGUGCCCAGCUUAUGUCUCCCCAGCUGCUCCACAGCCACCCACCCAGGAAUCAAAGGCAUUCACAUCAGGCAGUCCUGACACUGUCCCACCUCUGGACACCCAUACUCCUGGCUUUGAUGGUGCUAGCUUUGUUGGGGGCAUAGUGCUGGUGCUGAGUCUACAGGCUGUAACCUUCUUCCUCAUCCGCUUUGUCCGGGUCAAGGAUAACACCUAUCAAACACUGUAAGGCACUUGGGUCCCUGGGGAAGGAGGUGGGGAGAGUCCCUGGGCCCCUUCUUCUCCCGCCUCCCCCACCGUGCUGGUUGUUCUGUCCCCUUACCCUGUAUAGCCCCCAGAAAUCUGUCUGACCCCUUGGGCUUCUAGCUUGAAGUUGGGGAGAGAUAGGUGAAAGGUUAUUUUUCCCUCUCAGCUGUGAAGUCCCUCUUUUCCCAAGGCAGGGAAGGGGAUAGCACAGUGAUGGCCUAGGGAAAGUCCCUUACCUCGUUCUCACAUCUCUGCGCCUUCUGUUCCCAAGGCUUGUGGGGAAGGGAUCUCAAGGGGGAGGGGACUAACCCUAGACCUGUGUCCUUGUCUCCUUCACGCUGCCAGAGAGGAGAACCAGUAGGUCCUGGCCCAAGGAAUGGCCUGCCUGGCCCCUCCUAGGGGACCUGACCCUUCCCCUGGUUACUAGAGAGGGACCAAUGUUUGCAGUUUGCUUUGUUUUAGGUGUUGAAGGGAAAUGAGGCCCCACCUCCCUGUCCUGAUCACCUGUCCUGGGGAGGGAAGGGAACAAUCUUUCCCAGUCACCCCCUCCAAAAACUGGGGAAAGGUUGGAGACAGGAGAGGCCAGCCCCCUCUCCUGUAGCCCCUAACUGGCACUCCCCAUUCCCGCCCCUAGGCCGCAUGGGGAGGGAGGCAGGGAGGGAUGGAUCUCAGUGUGUGGUGCUGUGUGUUGUAUGAAGCCAGGCCUGAGGGGCUGCCUGGCCCUGGAGGCCUGGGGCAGGGUCUGCUUCUGAAGCCCUGUACCCAGAGCCUCUAUUAUAUAACCUACCACCUUGUUGUCCUGGGCCACCAUCUCUUUGUCGAGGGAAUGAGGGACUGCUGGGGCCCCAGGGUGGCCAUGGGCCUUCUGGGGCUGAAUUUCUGCCAGACUCUUCACCCCCACCCCCACCUCCCAGCAGACUCAGGGUAAGGGUGGUGGGUGGUCUACUGAGCCCAGGGAAGCUGUCCCCCUCCUCUAUCCCCUCCCCCCAAUUGAAUAUUUUCUCCAUCCCAUGAUCUCCGUCAUAGGAUCUGACUACCAGGACAAGAUGGAGUGGGGCGGGGGGCAGAGGCAGUAGUACCAGGCCCUUGUGACCUCAUGUGCCCUCAGCCCGGCUUCCAUCUGAGAAAGGGGGGCUGGACCCCAGCCUCGGAGGGAGAGAAGGUCAAGCUUUGGAAGAUAACCUUCUGCUCACUCCUUCCGUCUCUCAGGCUAACUGAGGUGGCUUCAUCAUACCCACUGACCCUCCCUGAAGGCUGCUAUGCUCCAAUAAAGGAACUCCUCU